UAGUUCAACCAAAAUAUAGUAUAUAGUAAAAAUAAUAUGGAAGACGAACGUGCAAACCUUUUAAAUGCUAUUUUAAAGCGUGGUCCAAAUAAGAGAAAAAUAAAACCUGCUGAAAACAAUGAUCUCCUUGAACUUGCUCUCUCUUAUGGUGAUGGAAGUGAUGAUGACGAGGAUUUUGAGAUGGGAAGUGAUGAUGAAGAAGAAAGUGCUAGUGAAAGUGAUGAAGACAAUCAAAAUGAGUCCACAAUGCCUCAUAGUAGCGAUCAAAGUUCAAGUGAUGAGGAAGAUAAGACUGAAACAUGUGAUGAAGAUAGUGUUGACCACGUUGAAGGGACCAGGAAUGGUCCAUCAACGACAAUUACGAACAUGUUUGAAAAACUAGAAGAUUCAAACAAGAGCAUGUCAAAAAGUGGAGACAAUGUUGAUAAAUCUUCACCAAAACGUGACGAUUCGUUAAAAUUCCUUAUCUGUGGUAUUUGCUUGGAAGAUAACAAUGAUGAUGACGAUGAAAUUGUUGAAUGUGAUCAUUGUGGAAUAAGUGUACAUGAAAGCUGUUAUGGUAUUGAUACUGAUGAUAAUGAUUCAAAUAAGUCGUCCGAUUCUGAGUCUGCCACUGAACCAUGGUUUUGUGACGCUUGUAAAAGUGGACAAUCUCCGGAAUGUGAGCUUUGUCCAAAUCGUGAUGGAAUUUUUAAAGAAACUUUGCAUGGACAAUGGGUUCAUCUUGUGUGCGCUCUUUACACUCCUGGUAUCACGUUUGAUGUUCCUGAUAAACUUGAGGGAAUUGUGUUGGAUGAUAUACCCAUCUCAAAAUGGGGGGCGAAGGAAUGUGAACUUUGUGAAGACGUCAAUUUAAGUCGAACUGGAGUGUGUAUUGGAUGUGAUGCUGGACUUUGUAAAACAUUUUUUCAUGCAUCAUGCGCUCUGAAAGCUGGUUUAUUGUCAGAAUUGCCCGGCGAAGACGAUGAGGAUGUUGCUGAUCCGCUAUAUGCUCAUUGUAAACUUCAUUUAGACAAAUCCAUUGCAAAGAGAAAGCGCCAAGCUUAUUUAACGUACUUGUCUUCUGUAAAAAAGUUCAAAAAAAAGGAAGUUAGUCAGAAGUACAAGGAAAGAGUUGAUCAAUCAUUACAAGCUGCAAGACAAAUGUAUUUGAGACGAAAAGCACAAAGAGCUAUUCCACCUGCUCCAAAGAUAAAAGUUGCUCGUUCCAUACUUACAUGCCCGUCAGUGUUACGUCAUUUAUUAAAAAAGGCUGAACUCCUGGGUCACGUGUCUAAUCAGUUUGGUAUGAAUAGACCGAGAAGAAAAUGGCAUAUUAAACCAGCUUUAACUAUCGAAUAUGUCAACUAUUUUUACGACCGCGGUAACCGAAUGAACAAUAUGAAAAAAACGUUAGAAGAAUUGACAGUGAACAAUAAAAAAUUACAAGAGGAAGAACGGCGUUUGAGAACAAAAUACGAACAGCUUUCUCAGAAUGCAAAGGAACUUGCACCACAGACUGAAGAAAUCAAAAAGAAAUGUUUUGGGUUGCACAAAUUUCUUUGUCAACUCAUGGGAAAGAAGCUAGAAUUACCUGCUGUAUUGAAAGCAAUUGAAGCCAAAAAAGAACACGAUCCACCAAAACAGGAGUGGAAAGUUAAUGUAUGCUCAAAAUGUCAGAAAACAGAGAACCAACAUUUGAUUGUGGAAUGUGACACUUGUAAUAAGUUUUAUCAUCUUGCUUGUGUUGACCCACCAUUGACCAGAAUGCCAAAGAAAUCAAGUACACUACUUUGGCAAUGUACGGAGUGUGAUAGCAGUAGCAGUGAAAAUGACGAAACAAAAAUUGACCUGAAUAACAGCACGUCACUUUUGCAGAGUCCAAAACGAAGCAUCAAAGAGCCUUCAAAAUUUACACCAGGAAAAGAUAGCAAUGAAACAACAAAGAAAAAAAUAAAACGUGUUAAAAAGCAAACAGCAACAAAACCGGUUAAACGACAACGAAGAAUUGAGGAACCCAAGCCAGAAAAACCGAAGAUAAACAAGGGGCGGAAAAAGAAAUCAGAAGAUGUGAAAAGCAACUGUAAAAUAUGUGGGAAAAUUGGAGACAGUUCAAAUAUUGUGAUAUGUGAUGAAUGCAAGAACUGUUUUCAUUUUGGUUGUCUUGACCCACCAGCAAAGAGCAAUCCAAAACCUAAAGGUUACUCUUGGUUCUGUAAUGAAUGUGAUGAAUCUCCGAAUGACGAAAGUGAGCAUGAAGUAGAAGAAGACAAGAAUGACGAAAACCAUUCUGAGAAAACUGAAGGAAAAUUUUACAAGAAAAAUGAAAGAACAGUGGAUGAAAGUGUCAUGGAAAUAUGACAAACUAAUGAUUAAAUUGUGUAGUGUCUCGCGUGAAAGUAAAUUAAAAUAUUGCUAUUUUUAUACUUGAAAA
Messenger RNA from Xenia sp. Carnegie-2017, 2413 nucleotides. RefSeq names its product PHD finger protein 14-like. The record is from RefSeq and is a predicted model, not a curated record. NCBI's taxonomy places the organism in Eukaryota, Metazoa, Cnidaria, Anthozoa, Malacalcyonacea, Xeniidae. Gene Ontology annotation, biological process: regulation of transcription by RNA polymerase II.